GCAUGCUUCCACAUCGUGAACACCUCCUGCUGCCUGAGGAUUAGAGCUCACACUCCAAUCUGCGCUCAACUUCAGCGGCUGUGAAAACCUCGUUCGGACUCGGACUCGGCACCAGAGUGUUUCCUCCCAAGUUCCCGCUGUGCAAGAAGCAGACGCGUGCAUGGUUAUGUUUGAGAAGGAGUCAGCACAGACACGGGAAUCCAGCGCCACCGCCAUGCCUUCCAACAAAUACUCUGCUGCUAUCAUGGAGAAGAGCAACAACAUGACGGCCACAGCAGCGGUGAACGGGGACACGCCUCCAGCUGAGGGCCUGUCCGAGAAUGACAGCGGAGUGGAACUGACCAAUGAGAACAGCCCCCUGACUGCGGCCGAGCCGCCUUCACCCUUCAGCCCCAAACAGAACGGAGACGCUGCCUCGCCUCAGGAUGGUAACCAGUGCUCGAGGGGAAGCAGGAAGAGGAGCAGGAAGAGACGCGAGGACGAGGAAAGCACCUGGGACUCGGACAAGUCUUCAGGAGCGUCUCAGGGCUUGAGACAGACGCCUCGACCCAGAACCAUCUUCCAGGCCGGCCUGACGCCGCACGCACACGGCAAGCCUCGCAGACAGAGCCGCAAACAGGAGCACGGCACGUCUCGGUGUCCCGGGAAUCCUCGGGCACCUGCGGUCGGGUCCGGCGGGGUCCCGGAGACCCCUCGACUGGAGCUCAUGGAACAAGACUCCAAAGACUCGGCCCAGAGCACCAGCACCUUGUCCAGCUCCGAAACCAAGCAGGAGUACAGCGACAACAAGGGCUUCGGGAUUGGCGAACUGGUCUGGGGGAAGAUCAAAGGCUUCUCGUGGUGGCCGGGGAUCGUGGUGACGUGGCGAGCCACCGGCAAGCGGCAGGCCAGCCACGGCAUGAGGUGGCUGCAGUGGUUUGGGGACGGGAAGUUCUCUGAGGUUUCUGCAGACAAGCUGGACUCCCUCACCGCCUUCCCCAAGUUCUUCAGCCAGGCUUCCUACACCAAGCUGGCCUCGUACCGCAGGGCGGUGUUCCAGGCGCUGGAGAUGGCGAGCAUCCGAGCAGAGAAAACGUUUCCUCCCUGCAAGUCGAAUAGCCCAGAGGACCAGGUCAAACCCAUGCUGGACUGGGCCAAUGGGGGCUUCCUGCCCAAAGGAGAGGAAGGACUGAAACCCACACACAGUGCCAACAGUAACCCUCUGGAGCACCACGUCCUCGACGUGUCCCUGUGCGAGUACUUCCCCAGCGCAAAGCGGCCCAAACUCAGCCUGUGUAAGAGCAAGGCCGCCCCCGAGGAGCUGUGCAACAGAGAACAAAUGGUGAAUGAAGUUCUGAAGAAUAAAAGAAGUAUCGAAGAGUUUUGUCUCUCUUGUGGGAAGACGAGUGCAACCUUCCACCCGCUGUUUGAAGGAGGCUUGUGCCCAACAUGCAAGGACGUGUACCUGGAGAUGUCCUACAUGUACGACGACGACGGUUACCAGUCUUACUGCACCGUUUGCUGCGGCGGUCGAGAGGUUCUGCUCUGCGGCAACGUGAACUGCUGCAGGUGUUUCUGCGUGGACUGUCUGGACAUCCUGGUGGACCCGGGUGCGUCCGACCAGGCGCGCUAUCUAGACCCGUGGCGAUGCUACAUGUGCCAGCCGCUGCUGCGGUACGGCGUCCUCAAACGACGGCACGACUGGAGCCUCAAGCUGCAGGAGUUCUUCGCCAACGAUAACGGACAGGAGUUUGAGAAGCCAAAGAUUUACCCAGCAGUCCCUGCAGAGCAGAGACGACCAAUCAGAGUGCUGUCCCUGUUUGACGGCAUUGCCACAGGCUACCUGGUCCUGAGAGAUCUGGGUUUUAAGGUGGGUCAGUAUGUGGCAUCGGAGGUGUGCGAGGACUCCAUCUCAGUGGGCGUCGUCAGGCAUGAAGGAAAGAUCAAGUACGUCCACGAUGUGAGGAACAUCACCAAGAAAAAUAUUCAGGAGUGGGGUCCGUUUGACCUGGUGAUCGGAGGAAGUCCCUGCAACGACCUCUCCAUCGUCAAUCCUGCCAGGAAGGGCCUGUACGAAGGCACGGGCAGGUUGUUCUUCGAGUUUUAUCGACUUCUGAGCGAAGCCAAGCCCAAGGACGGCGAGAACCGCCCAUUUUUCUGGAUGUUUGAGAACGUGGUCGCCAUGGCCAUUAACGACAAGAGGGACAUCUCGCGGUUCCUGGAGUGUAACCCUGUGAUGAUUGAUGCCAUCGAGGUCUCUGCUGCUCACCGCGCUCGAUACUUCUGGGGAAACCUGCCGGGGAUGAACAGGCCCCUGUGCGCCUCAGGGAUGGACAAGCUACAGCUGCAGGACUGUCUGGAUCACGGCCGAGUGGCAAAGUUUGGAAAGGUGCGCACCAUCACUACUCGCUCCAACUCCAUCAAACAGGGGAAAGACCAGCACUUCCCCGUGCUGAUGAACGGGAAGGAGGACAUCCUGUGGUGCACCGAGCUGGAGAGGAUUUUUGGUUUCCCCGUCCACUACACUGACGUGUCCAACAUGGGUCGCGGCGCCCGGCAGAAGCUCCUGGGCCGGUCUUGGAGCGUCCCCGUCAUCAGGCAUCUGUUCGCUCCGCUCAAAGACUACUUUGCCUGUGAAUAAGAAGAAAGCCGCCAUCACCAGCAAACACACACACACCAGCUUUUUUAUCAAGAACCGUCAGCAGCCAGCCGUUUCCUCCCCUCCGUCGGACAUUUUGGAAGGCAAAUGGCCGGUUUGACAAAACGUCAGCGUGGCGGGGAAACGGUUCGAGAUGCUGCCUGGAUUCUGCCUUAGAUCCACAUAACACACACUAACACAGAUUCACAGCUUAGAGAAAGACGUCGGCUGCCCUGGAAACAGAGGGGGCGGAGUCUAGUCAGGUGAGCAAAGGUGAGAUGGGUAAGGAGGCCAGUAGGGCGAUUCGCCAUUCAUCGGGGAGUUAAAAGGGAACGAUGACACCCAUGCCUUUGCUUUGUUAACAUUAGGACUGUAGCGUGACUUUAAUAGGAUUUUAGCUUCAUUUAAACGCUCUUGGAAGGCAUCGUUUUUAAGAUAACACCUAGAAGUUUUAGAAGAUGGAGAACGGCGUAGUAGCGAGCUUUCAAUCUCAAACAAAAACACUUUAAAAGUGACUUGAACCAAAGGCGGAGCUGACGUCCUGUUCCUGUUUUACCCGCCGAGGUCAGUCCGCCGUAAUGAUGCUGUGGCUUCUGGUCCAAACUUUGUGAGUGCACUCGACAGUAAAACUGCUGCAGGAUGUUUUUAAAGGACCAAACUAAGAAACCCUCAUUGGGGAAGUUGAUCGGUAUAAGCUACUGACCUGAAGCUAACCUGGAAACAUGAGACGGGAUUUAGCUUUAUAUUUAGAUCACUUUAUAUUGAUAGACUUUGUUGAUUUUAGGAAAUAAAAGUACUUUUGUUUACUCCUUUUUAUAUUAGCACACUAGUUUCAAGUGGCUGUAUUUUACUUUUUCGUUGUUCCUCUGACUUUCAGUCUGUUCAAGGGUUUUUGCAUGUUAAAGGUUUGCAAAGUCGAACCCAAAGAAAACACUGCUGCUGAACUGCCUCACACGCCAGUCCAGACUUUUCUCUGUCACCACGUAACUCGCUGGUGUGACAGCCGUUAAACCGGUGCGUAGUCAGGAACGCUCAAAUAAACAGAGCAGACUGUGCUUGUCAGGAAGGAGAGAGCCUUAAAAACAAGCGUUUAGGUCAAAGGUUGAACAGGUGUAUAAAGAAAUGCGUUUUAUUUUGAGUUUGUAGCGAGCGUGAUGUGGGCGCGCUCAGGAUGUUGUCACGGCGAUCUCUUCAGUAUCUCUUUGGAUACUUGAAACAAGCUGAUGCAGAAAGACAAAAACUGAAAGGCAGGGAGGGGCUCAUCUUCUGUUAAUGUCUGCAGACAGCUGAUGAAUGCAGUCAUGACGUUUGUGCUACUGUAGAUGUUUUGUUACUGUAACAGGCAGAUGCCAUUUUAUUAGAAUCCAGGAAAGGCUGCGAGUCUCUGAGCGUUAGUGUGCGGCCUCACAGCUCUUCCUAUUCCACCGAGAGGGAGAAACACUGGUGACCACGCCUCGGCUGUGAAAGGUCACAACUGCUGUUCAUCGACGAUGUUUCCAGAAAACGUAACGAGAAACCAUCUCGCGGUGCUGUUUCCUGGUCUGUGUGGAGAACGUGUGUUUUAGAGUCCUUAGCGCUCUCUGUUGCUGCCCUUCUGAUAAGGACGUUUCAGCCAAAUCCGUGUUUCUGAGAUGAUGUGAACUCUCGUGACUACUUUAUUCUAGAUCGUCGAUUUCCCAAAAGAAGUUCCACGCCACUGCGACGCAGGUGAAGCGUGUUUCAGCGCGGCCCCCACACAGCGCCAUCUAUGGGUAGCAGUCCUGAAACACUUGUUGGUUUUUUGUUAACUGGAACACUUUGAAAUGCUGUUUUAAGGCCGUCACCAAACCAAAGUGAACGGGUAUUACCUCCUACACCAUCACGUCUGUGAGCACAUGCUGUAGCCGUCUGCUCUCUGUAUAAACAGCUUCUAUUUUAUCACUGGAACUUUGGUUUUUUUCAGUGUUCAUGUGUACUGUAUCGAUAGAAAGGUUUACAAGUGUUUUAACUCACAUUUGACUAAGAACUGCAUCUUAUUUUGAAAAAUGCACAAGUCUUUGUAAAGACCCUUUUUGACUUUCAGGCUCUUUUACAGAUGUGGUGCUUCAAAAGUCACUUCAAGUGCCGCCAGGAUCUUUUUCCUGAGUUGAACGGCCUUUCACAAACCAAAAGCUUCAUGUUUACAUGCUUCAUUAAUAACUGCUGAACUCGUUGAAUGUUUUUGCUGGAAAACAAAAAAAAAGGUUUUUUUAAACAUUUUAUAUGAUAGUUUAUAUUAACACAGUAUAAAGCUCGCUUUCUAAUGUUCUAGUGCAGAGUAGCUCGUAUUAAUAAGAAGUUAUUGAUGUUUUUUUUAUGAAAAGUGAGGACGCCUGUGUGUGACCUAUAAUCCCAUUGAAAUUUUUUCUUUUACCUUUUUAUAAAUCUUCUAUGAAAAAGCCAAAAAAAAAACAUUUUUACACUUUAUUUUAUUAGAGGAAAACAUUGCUGUAUUUUUGUGUACUUUCUAUUGCAGCAUAUAUAAUUUUUACUCAAUAAAAUGCAGAAA
Molecule: messenger RNA, 5144 nt
Organism: Maylandia zebra (zebra mbuna)
Lineage: Eukaryota; Metazoa; Chordata; Actinopteri; Cichliformes; Cichlidae
Gene: dnmt3bb.1
Product: DNA (cytosine-5-)-methyltransferase 3 beta, duplicate b.1
Biological process (GO): negative regulation of transcription by RNA polymerase II
Cellular component (GO): nucleus
Molecular function (GO): DNA (cytosine-5-)-methyltransferase activity, acting on CpG substrates; DNA binding
Source: RefSeq, a predicted model, not a curated record